Molecule: messenger RNA, 2576 nt
Organism: Pogonomyrmex barbatus (red harvester ant)
Lineage: Eukaryota; Metazoa; Arthropoda; Insecta; Hymenoptera; Formicidae
Gene: in
Product: inturned planar cell polarity protein
Biological process (GO): establishment of planar polarity; vesicle-mediated transport; nervous system development
Cellular component (GO): cilium; cytoplasm
Molecular function (GO): protein binding
Source: RefSeq, a predicted model, not a curated record
UAUUUAUAUAAGUACCGGUAUAACAAAUUUCACAUCAUGUGAAAAUCUUACUGUCUUUCACACAGAAUAAAAAGCGUUCGCGUCGCAUCUCCCCCUCCUUCUUUUUUUCUCUUCACGUUCACAAGCAAGUUCUUGUGUUCAGGUGCACUACACAGGUACGUGCAGAUAGCAACAGGUAUUAAGGCUCUGAACCUACCAGACAGCCUUGCUCACAAAUAUAAAUGAAACCAAUAAUAAUAGACGAGUUAUAAUUCAAGAUAUUAGUGAAAAUAAUAGGUCGACGCUGUGAAAGACAAUAAUUUUCAAUUAACAUGAGCGAGACGGAGAGCAAGAACGUUCUAUUAAAAUCUAAAUGCAAACAAUUCGAUCAGCCGUACGCUGCGGAUAUCUGCAACGAGGAUGAUCACGAUUGGUGGGCGAGUGACAGCGGCUCCAGCACAGGAUCAUAUUACUCGGACACCGGCAGUUCUGUGGUCGAGUGGGAAUCGGAGAUCGGACCCAACGGGGAAGUAUUCUAUAUAGAAUCCGCGGAGGAGAGUCUGCUUGAAAAUCCCACAACUUUGGAAGAUAAGAGCGAGAGCCCUCAGCCUGAAUUGAUGCGUCGCCGUAGCACACGAGCCGGUAAACUAUUCCGUCUCAUCAGACGCAAGGAAAGCAAGCGGUGGAGCACGAGAAAUAAAAGGAUCAGCAAUAGCGCUACGGCAAGUAAUGCUAUCGCUCAGGAAAAAGGAGAUGGAAGCAAGGAAGUCAAAUUUCAAGAUUUUCAGGCAGGAGAAAUUCGAGAAGUUACAUUGUGGGUCGAUCCUGAAAGAAGACAUAAAUUGGGAAGAAGGGCGACUUUGUGCGAAGCAUACUUUGGUAUUACUCCGGGUGCGUUCUCGGACAAAGUAAGAGUUAUGGUGGCUGGAUUUAUACCUGAUGGCGAAGCUAUGAAGAACAGAAAUAUAAAAAUUGGAGAUUGGUUACGGAGUAUCAAUUCGAACGAUGUUACUUUUCAAAAUUUAGAUCGGAUACUAUCUGAAAUCACCACGCCAUCAAACAUAACACUGGAACUACAAAGAGUAGCUGGCGUCGAUGUUACUGCAAAAUUACCGAAAGCAAAUGAGCCAAAACAAUCGAUAUUAGCUCAAUAUUUGGUGAAUAAAGAAAGUAGUAAUUCUUUUAUGGAAUCUCUGUUGGAUCAUCCGUUGGGCAUAAUAUAUUUGAAGACUGCGGAUCUUUCAGAAAUGGGACCAGAGAUGCAAGGCGUACUAUAUACAUUCCCUCGAUCUGAAAGUAAAAAUGCACAUUCUUCGUUAUGUACGGCAAGAGGAGCUUUUAUAACUCUUAAUCAUUUAUUAUCUAGUAUAAUAGGCCCGCAACCAGUCAGUACAACUGUCCAUAUAGGCGAGGAAGAAACACAUAUCGCAUAUACAUCUCGAGAUGAUGAAUUACUUUUGAUAGCUUUGCCUGGCAAAUGCUGUACGUCUCAGGAGAUCGUCAAGAUUACAGAGGACAUAGUCAGAACAUUAGAGUUUACUUAUCAAUCGCUAACAAAAUGCUUUACUCCUGCGGAAAAUCAGUCCUCCUUGGAUCAUUUUUUCAUGUUAAUUAUACAUAGAUUGAUGAAUAUCAAAGAUGUUUAUAAAGAUGCCGAUAUUAAAAAAGAUUCAAUAAAGUCGCAAAGUAAUACUGAAAAUGUGGAGAAUUAUAAGUUUAGAAGCGCUUUUUCAGUUGCAAGUUUCAUACAACUACCGAGAGACGCGCAGAUUCAAAUAGAUGCCGCAUUAAGCGAAAUGGAAGCUAUGGAUUAUAGAGAUUGGAACGAGGAUCCUAUGGAUUGUCAAAGAUUAUAUACUAUAUUAGGGAGUUGCAUUUAUCACAAAUGCCAUCUUCUGGGAUCUCAUUUACCUCAUGAAGAUUUAAUCGAUGUACAUUCGUUUCUGAGACACAACGGCCUAUUAAAUCUAGUGAAUCAGGAACAAGUAAAAUGCCUAGUUCUGUGGAAACAGAUUUAUCCUUCGUCGUGCAAUCGUGGGAACAUUGAACAUAGCAGCGAUCAGAUAUUAAUACCUAAUGGAAAAUGGUUUUUAUUGGUUGUCGGAUAUGGACACGAUUUAUUAGCGGUGCUUUUAGAAUCCGGUGGAUGCACUGCAAAAUACAAUGAUACGAUAGGCCCGGAUGUAUUUUACGUGGAAGAAGCUCAAGAAACAUUGAAGCAUGUACAAAAAAUAGGAGUCACAGUCUUGGCCUCAAAAUGGAUUACAUCCAAUACCAGACCAGAAGUAAUACCGUACGAAGAAUAUACAACGACGAAGGUGUCUAGCAUAACGGAGAAUCUAUUUGGUUUGAUAAAAUCGUCUGACGUACAAACUGUACCAUCUAAGCAAAAUGUCAAUUCUACUAUUAGUAAAAAACCACCAGAAUUGCCAUCUAUUUUGAAGAAACGUAGUCCUGAAGAAAGUCCCAUGAUUUCGGGUUCUGUAUAUUCUUUACAAACGUCCGAAGAUUCACUCAGCCAAGGAACAGGUGGUGUUAGCGAAAUGAGUGACGAGGCGAUGCCUAUACUUGGUAGACGAGCAACUAGAGAAAAGAUA